Messenger RNA from Drosophila takahashii, 798 nucleotides. The record is from RefSeq and is a predicted model, not a curated record. Lineage: Eukaryota; Metazoa; Arthropoda; Insecta; Diptera; Drosophilidae.
AUGCGUUUGGCGUUGCUCCAAUGGAAGCUCUUCAAGAAUCGAGAUGACAAUUUGGAGGUCGUGACCAGGAAAAUCGAAGAUGUCAUGAGGGAUCAAAAGCCGCGAUUGAUUUGUCUGCCCGAGCACUUUUCCAAGAACUCUGGCUUUCACAGAGACCCAGAAACCGUCACGGAAGGACACUGCUUCCAACGACUCUCGGAGCUGGCCAGGAAGCAUAAGGUUUACAUUGUGGGCGGAACGUUGCCAGAGAAGGGCGAAAGUGAUGCCGUCUACAGUACUUGUACCGUGUGGUCACCCGAAGGUCAUCUGGUCGCGAAGUUCCGCAAGGUUCACCUGUUCGACGUGGACAUUCCGGGUGGAAUUACCUACGUGGAGUCCGCUAGGUUUACGCCGGGCAGUGAGUACAGCAUUUUUGAGGUGGACGGCCAUAAAAUCGGACUGGGGAUCUGUUACGACAUCCGCUUCGAGGAGAUGGCCCGUGUGUACCGAAAUGCGGGCUGCGAGAUGAUCAUCUAUCCCUCCGACUUUGCCCUUUUCACGGGAGCUUUGCACGGGGAACUUCUGCCGCGUUCCCGCGCCAAUGACAACCAGCUCUUCGUGGUGACUAGCGCUCCAGCCAAGGAUAUCACCGCCAAGCACAUUAGCCAUGCCCACUCAAUGGUGGUCGAUCCCUGGGCCAGGAUUCAGGCGUGUGCAGGUGAGAACGAGGCAACUGUGGUGACGGACAUCGACUUUUCCCUGGUGGAGAGAGUGCGUGAGGAACUCCCAAUCUACAGGCAACGUCGCCUUGAUUUAUGA